GAAGCCACUAGAAAGAAUAGAAUAGAAUAGAAGUUUUUUUAAUCUAUAGUCUUACAGUAUACACUCUACACUUUGUCUUUACAUUCUGAAAUAUUAAAUGUUAUGAAUUUAUUGUGAUGAUAAAAACAAUAAUACAACUCAUUCAAGGAAAACAAUAUAAAAAUAGAAAACAACAAAAAUAAAUACCGUGUUUUUGAAACUUUAACUUCGACUAUUCGAGUUCGGGCGCGUAACGAUCGUUUUGACAUUAAAUGAAUUAUUCCGAAAUGAUUUGAUAAUGUUAAAUGUUUUUUUAAAUCGAUACUAAUUAAAUCGGCAUUGUAAAGGCAUCAUGUUGAGGUAGUUCGACUUACGAGGAACUAGCCUGUUUUUGUGUAUUGUACAUUGCCAUAAAAUCGAUUAUCUACGAUAUAGAUUCCAAAAUUAUUGAAAAAAGGUUUUAUAGGGCUGUAUGUUUUGAUAAUGGUUAUAGAAAUGAAGAAUAAUCAGAAUUGAUGUAGCGAAAAUCUCCAAAUAUGGUCGAGCAGUGCUGUGUGGAUGGUUGCUUGAAUUCUACUGAUGAUGUUUCUUACUUCAAGUUGCCAGUAAGCAGAACACAGCGGCGGAAAUGGCUGGAUGCAAUCAACAGCGGCUUCAAGCUGACAGACGACGCGAUGGUCUGCAGCAAACACUUCGAGCCCGAUAACUACAUUUUAGUGCGUGGCCGGAGACGGCUCAAGCCGAAGGUCGUGCCCAGCUUGUUCGAGAAGAAAAGAUGUUUGCCAGAUGAUGCCAAAGAUAAAACAGUGGGAGUUGAACAACAUGAUGUACCAAUAGAAUUUGCAAGUGAAAUAGCAGAGAAACAAGAUGAUGUCGCAAAAGAUGUUGGAGAAAGACUGCGUGAAGAAGCAGAAGUUGAAGGAACGGGAAGAGAAUUGGAAAAUAGUGAUGUAGCCGAUAAACCCUCAGAAGAAGAAUUAACAAAUAAAAAAGAGAAACAGCAGACAGCAGGAGACAAUACAAAUGAUACUAGUGAAGAUGAAAGAAAGCCUUUAAUAGAAGGCGAGAACGCAGAGGUUGAGAGGAGAGAAGAGGAAAAAGCGAAGAAACUAGAGAAUAAGCCGAACCACAUUGAUGAAGAUGUUGUUGAGGUCCAGCAGAGUCCUACUAAAUUGUUACCAGUGCUAGAUAGCAUGUAUAAGGACCUGGAGGAAGUGAUAAAAAACUACCAGAUCAAGCAGACGCGGCCUUUAUCUGAGCUGCUGCGGGAGAGGGACGAAGAUAUGCGAAUGGCCCACGAUAGAGCGGAACGGGCCGACGCUACCAGCUUCGUAGAGGUGGAGAUUAAAGAGGGGCGGGGCCAAGGUUCAGGGGACAGAGACUGUCUGAUGCUGCUCGAGAACGUUCAAGUGGAGAUUGACCCUGCCAACCUUCUGUUGUGCGACCGGGAUAGUGACGUAGAACAAGUCGGGCUGGACUCAACCUCUGAUGUCAUUCACCUGGGAAAGAGAAAGGAAAACCCUAUUAGUUUGCUGACAUCAAGUGAUGACGACGAUGUGAUAAUAGAAGAACCCCAUAUAGACACUGUAGUAGUCUCAGAUGCAACAGAUGAAGACGACCUACCCUUGCUAAAACUGGUGAAACGGAAGAAGAAACAAAGCCAAAAGUCUGCAGCCAUUGCGAAAAUAAUGACAUACUGCCAGUAUGAGUGUAUCAAAUGCCAUUACUGUACAAACAGCUUGGCAGACUACAAGAGUCAUAUAACAACACAUUUUCAAAUCGUCAUGUACUGUCAGACCUGUAAUUUUGCAACUCCAAGUGAAGCUGUGAUGGGUGCACACAAAUCUAAGCAUCAUCUCGAUAAGAAAGGUGUUAAAUUAGUACAAAAAUACAAGUGUCCGUUGUGUGAGUAUCGUGCAAGACAUCAUAUGAGUUUAGUGUAUCAUUUGGAGACUCAUAAGAAUGAAGGGACGUGUAGUGCUAGUGCUAAUGCUAAUGAGUGUAAAAUGUGUCCGUACUGUAAUCAUUAUUCGUCGAGGAAGAGAGACUUGAAGAGGCACCUUAGGGCUCAGCAUGCUGAUGAAAGAGACAUUGAUAAAGUUCUAUUAGAAAUAUAAAGUUAAGUGAACACUUCUCUCAAUUUAUAUUUGUGUGAACCAUUAAGAGGUAAUAUUAGCUGAGGCCUUUCUCAUACUAAAGGAUUUCAAAACAAUUCCGCGCUAACGCUGCCAAAACAAAAGUCAGUAUGAUCAGGUCAACUUAAACUCUGACUAAAAUUCCUAAGUAAAAACUAAAAAAUCAGGGUUUCGUUCUAGACUUUUUCUUCCUCCAAAAUAUAGUCAAUCAUAAUUAAAUUUUGGAAAGUGACUGGGAAGAAAGUAUUGUCAGAUUUGUAUAAUAAGAUUUGUAUGCUAAGACAUCUUAAGAACUGUUUGUCAUACUCUAGUAGUAAACGAUAAAUAUUAAAACAUAAUAUCAUAACAUAAAAGAACAUAGAUAAUAUCAACAACAAAUAAAAUCAAAAUUAUCAUAUUGAAGGUGAAGUGUUGAGGCAACAGCCCACAGACAUCCGCAAGACCAGAGGGCCUACCAUCAACUUUUAAUAAGAGAUGCGAAUCGGAUUCGCACCGCUUAUUAAAAGUUCAGUUUAGGUACCUAAACUGAAUCACUAAAAUUCGUACCAUGAAGUGCCUUUUACUGAAUGGCGUUUGGAUCGCUUAUGAAGAAUGAACGAAAUAAAAUUGCGUUUCGAAACCUAAAAUGAUAUGAUUUUAGCGGUUUUUUUGUGUAGAAAAUACUAAAAACACAUUUUAAAAUUGCGGAAUUGCGUCAAAUUAUAAACUUAAUGGUUUAUAAUUUUUUUUUAAGCCCUUUUUUAUAAUUAUUAAAUAAUAGUAAUAUAAAUAAAUAUAGUUCUUUGAAUUACAAAUGAAAUGUUUGCUUUUGUGUUUUCGUAAAAAUAACCAGUUAUGAACGCACCUCCAUUGAUGUUUGAUUUGACAGGACCACGGAGUACAUUUAUUUAAUUCAUUCUUGCGAACAGGCUAUAGCCCGGGCCCUUACUGCCCCGUCUUUAGUAUUUUCAUUUUUGGUAUUUGUUUUCAGUAUUUUGUUUUACAAAAAUGACCAAUAAAGUAUUCUCAUCUCAUCUUGAAUCAAUAAAAAUUUUCUUUUCUAUGUUUUCACUAUUUUUUAAAAGUUAUUAACAACACGAUUCACUUUCCUCUAAGGAAGUAGCAACUUUUUUCGAAUCGGUUACUUUGAAAAAUAAGCUAUCCAGUUUAGGUUGAAAUAACACCUCAUAGUACGAAAGAAUCAACGAACUAAAUCAGUUUGCGGUUCAGUUGAUAUCAUUUUUGACAUUCAAUUGACAUCAUUGCGAUUUAAUCAGUUGAUUUGACGUCAACCUAAAUUAGAUAGUUCUAAUCACGUCGUGGUACGAAAUAGCAAUGCAGUUCAUUUUAGGUUGUCAAUUGAACCGCAAUAAGAGUUCAUGGUAGGCCCGCAGGGGUCAAGAGAUGUGGUGCCGGCCUUUAAGGUCCCAACUAAAUAUGUUUGCUUUUUUCUUGGAGAUGUUUCGUAUCGGUUCGGGAAAACAGCAGCAGGUAAUUGAUU
Leptidea sinapis is the source of this 3594-nucleotide messenger RNA. RefSeq lists its product as uncharacterized. The transcript has 8 exons. Gene Ontology annotation, molecular function: sequence-specific DNA binding. NCBI's taxonomy places the organism in Eukaryota, Metazoa, Arthropoda, Insecta, Lepidoptera, Pieridae. The record is from RefSeq and is a predicted model, not a curated record. Bases 516 to 2096 code for a protein of 526 amino acids.